Messenger RNA from Microplitis mediator, 910 nucleotides. RefSeq names its product ER membrane protein complex subunit 7 (gene EMC7). Lineage: Eukaryota; Metazoa; Arthropoda; Insecta; Hymenoptera; Braconidae. The record is from RefSeq and is a predicted model, not a curated record. Bases 148 to 819 code for a protein of 223 amino acids. The transcript is spliced from 3 exons. Gene Ontology annotation, molecular function: carbohydrate binding. Gene Ontology annotation, cellular component: EMC complex.
GUAUAGAGUACGUCAGUACGUGUCAUAUUACUGAGUAAUUAAAGUUUAAUAAAAAAAAAAUAAUUAAUAAAUAUAAUUAGUUGAAACAAAUUUACUUUUAAAUUUCAACGAAUAUUAAUAAAAAAAAAAAAAAAACGAUAAAUAAAAAUGUAUUUAUUUAGUAAAUUAAAUAUUUAUUUAUCAUUAUCAAUUUUAUUGAUAAACAUAAACAAUAUAUUAGCUGAUAGUGACGAAGAUUUAUCAAAUGAUUUAUACGUAAUUGAAGGAAAAGUAUUUCCCUGGGAAAAUGCUAACCCUGGAUGGCAAAUAAUGACACAUGUAAUGGCUAAUGGUGGUGAAUAUUAUGGUUUUUUAAGAGAGGACGGAACAUUUACGAUAUCAAAUGUCCCAUCGGGUUCAUAUAUCGUCGAAGUCGUAAACCCAAACUACGCAUAUGAGCCUGUAAGAGUUGAAAUAAAUUCAAAGGGCAAAUUUAGAGCGAGAAAAGUUAAUUUUAUCCAGACCUCACAAGUUAUACAGGUGCCUUAUCCAUUGAAGAUGCGACCGGUAACUCCAUUCAGGUAUUUCCAAAUCCGCGAGCAAUGGAGAGUAGCUGAUUUUUUGUUCAGUCCGAUGGUCUUGAUGAUGAUUUUGCCGCUGUUGUUAAUCAUGCUGAUACCAAAAGUAAUGAAUGAUCCGGAGACUAGGAAAGAAUUGGAUCAGUUUAACAGCUUAACCAGCUACAAUAUGCCAGAAAUGUCUGAAGUUAUUACGUCUUUUUUGGCUGGAGGUGAUAAGCAGAAAACUAAAGCUAUAAAAGCAACCAAGAAGCGGCAAUAAAUUUAUUAUCUAACAAAUUAGUUUAAUUUAAUAUUGUAAUUACUAAGAUAUUUAUUGAAAAUAGAUUUGUUUGCAUUUGCAUUUGCACUAA